AUGCCAUCUGGGACAGAGCUCACCCCUUACCUCCCUGUGCCCAAGCCGGCCAUCGAUGGAGUGCGCGAGUUACUCAAAACCCUUCACUAUAGCAGUGCGAUCGCGGACGUCGUAGACGCAGUCUCCAUCGUACAACUUGGGUCUGAUAUACGAUGGCUAUCUGGCGAAGAUGGAUCGUCACCAAUCGUCAGCCGACACUCGUUCGCGGAGGGGUCGCGCUAUGCGGCAAGCUGGAUGAAAGAUGAGAUCGAAGAGACAGGGGCUAUAUGCGAGCUGCAGCCUUUCCUUCUUGGCUUCGCCCCCAAUUUGAUAUGCCGCUAUCCUGGUACAACGAACACGACAGCCACAGUGAUCCUUGGCGCGCACUACGACAGUCGAGGUUCCUUUGGUAGUCCCCGAGCGCCUGGGGCUGACGACAAUGGAUCUGGCACUGUCGGUGUGCUUUCGAUUGCGCGCUUGAUCGCCUCGAAAGGUAUCGCGUUUGAGUCGAACGUGGAGCUCGCUCUGUUCGCUGGAGAGGAGCAAGGUUUGCUCGGUUCGAAGCACUACGCCAAACAGCUGAGAGCCGCGAACAAGAACGUGACCUUCAUGUUGCAAGCAGAUUCUGUAGCGUACCGCACCCCAGGAACGCAGCCGCAACUAGGCCUACCGGAUCUUAUCGGGACCCCCGAGGCAGCCCAACUCGUCGGCAAUAUCUCUAACCUCUACUCACCAGAGUUACGCGUAGGUUAUACUCCAGUAUGCUGCAGCGACCACCAGUCAUUCCACGAGCAAGGCUUUCCCGCGACAUGGAUCUAUGAGAGUGCAGGUCCAGUUAUCGACCCUAUGUACCAUAACAGCGGAGAUCUGAGUGAUCGUAUUGGAUACGACUUCAGCCAAUUGAGAAGCGCCGUGAAAGUCAUGUUUGCGACCAUUCUGCAUGCCGCAGGAUAUCAUACUGCUGCACGUGGCGGCUUCGAAGAGCAGCAUGUGUUCAAGGUAUGCAAGCAUUUGUGA
Molecule: messenger RNA, 996 nt
Organism: Peniophora sp. CBMAI 1063
Lineage: Eukaryota; Fungi; Basidiomycota; Agaricomycetes; Russulales; Peniophoraceae
Source: the annotation of a GenBank genome assembly